Molecule: messenger RNA, 831 nt
Organism: Metschnikowia bicuspidata var. bicuspidata NRRL YB-4993
Lineage: Eukaryota; Fungi; Ascomycota; Pichiomycetes; Serinales; Metschnikowiaceae
Gene: SUR7
Product: Sur7p
Exons: 1
Coding region: 1-831 (276 amino acids)
Biological process (GO): cortical actin cytoskeleton organization; endocytosis; fungal-type cell wall organization
Cellular component (GO): cell cortex; plasma membrane; membrane raft
Source: RefSeq, a predicted model, not a curated record
AUGAAGCUCAUCGGCACACUUUUGAAUCUUGUGCUCUUGUCCGGCUCCACACUCUUGUUGACGUUUUUGGUGUUGUCGGGCUCGGUUAACCACUUCCCGUUCGACACCUUCUACUGGGUUAGGGGUGAUACUUCUGCCAUCACUGAUGCCUACAAUGAGUCUGCGUGGACGUUCUGGGGUGUUUGUGACUACAAUGAUUUCAGUACCUGUCAGAGCGGCCCGGCUUACCCAAUCUCCCCCGUUGACAACUUUGGCACCACUAGUGGUGUUCCAUCAGACUUUGUCGACAACAGAGACACCUUCUUCUACUUGUCCAGAUUCGGAUUUGCUUUCUUCUUGUUGGCCCUUGCUUUCUCUGGGUUUGCCUUGCUCACCUGUUUCUUGGGCUUCUGCUUCAGUUUCAUUGACAAGGUUAUGGUUGUGUUGGCCAUGAUUGCUCUUUUCUUUGUUUGUGGGGCUGCUGCAUUCCAAACUGCCGUGGUUGUCUUGGCAAGAAACGCCUUCGCAAACGACGACUUGCUGUCUCUGCUUGGUGUCAAGCUUUUAGCAAUGACGUGGGCUGCUGUCGCUUGUUUGCUCUUGGUGUUCUUCAUCACCUGUUCUUCCAACAUUGCCAACUCAUACAGAAAGCACAUUGAGAGAAUCAACGAGCAAAACGUGUACCCUAACGAUGACUACGCGCCAGAGGCUAGAAACAGCCAGUCCGCCUUGGGCGAUGACUCGUCUUUCACGAGGGCCAACGUCCCCGAGAAGAACGACGCCGAUAGCGGCGGAAUUCGUUUCUUCCGUAUCAAGAGAAACCAGAAGCCAUCGGAUGACGAGAGCGUUUAA